AUGCCUCAUCUACCAAGUGUCUGCUUGGGAUGGGCACUCUGGGUUUACGACAAUGCCGCUAUGGCGGGAUCCACCAGUAUUGGCGGACCUACCGAACGUGGAGGUCGGGAGCAAGCCGAGCAUACCUUCGCCGGGUCCGUCUUGAAGCCUUAUGUUGAUCGUUUGGUUCGGAGUCAGUCUCGAGAAUGA
This is a messenger RNA of Penicillium hordei, 189 nucleotides long. RefSeq lists its product as uncharacterized. Bases 1 to 189 code for a protein of 62 amino acids. The transcript has a single exon. Lineage: Eukaryota; Fungi; Ascomycota; Eurotiomycetes; Eurotiales; Aspergillaceae. The record is from RefSeq and is a predicted model, not a curated record.